AUGAGGACCCAGACUAUUGUCCAGGUGGCAGUGGCAGUCGUCCACCUGGAAAUCCAACUGAACAGGAUCAAUCUGACUCAGAAGAUUCCUCUUCUGUGUCUUCUGAAGAAGAAAGUGUCCAAAUCAUGUCCAACAGAAUGUCGGAAGGGCUCUUACUGGAGCGAGUUACCUCCCACCCAGGGCAGAACACAGAGCCACAAUAUACUCAGAAGUCGGUCAGGGCCUGCACAAGGGCUUAGCACCACUGUCUCACCAAAAGAUGCAUGGGAGCUCUUUAUCACUGAUGAUAUAAUACAAGAGGUGAUGAAGUGCACAAACUUGGAAGGACGGAAAGUAGCAACAGCUAGAGGAAAAGAAUGGAAAAAUAUCACCAAAGAUGAAUUCAUGGCCUUCAUUGGAUUGACCCUGCUUGCAGGAAGUGAGAAGAACUGGGAUGUAUCAGUCCGUGAGCUGUUUGGAAGUCCUCUACAUAAUCCCAUGUACAAGGCCACUAUGGCUGUUGGAAGAUUUGAAGACAUUCGCCGUACCUUGCGCUUCGAUGAUAAGAGGACCAGAGCCUUCCGACUGGAAACAGACCAUAUGGCAGCCUUCCGCUAUGUAUGGGACCUGUUCCUGGUCAACUGCAGACAGCGAUUCAUCCCCAGUGAUUGUGUCACUGUGGACGAACAUCUUGUGCCAUUCAGGGGUAGGUUCAAGUUUCUACAGUACAUGCCAAGCAAGCCCGCCAAGUACGGCCUAAAGAUCUUCUGGGUUUGUGAUGCACGCAUUCCCUAUGCAAUAGAUGGUAUAGUUUACACGGGGAGACAACCAGGGGAAGAAGUUCAGAAGAAUCUGGGGGAAAACAUUGUCCAGCAGUUGUGUAGUAGAUUUAGAAACACAGGUCGCAACAUCACCACGGAUAACUUUUUCACCAGUGUGCCUCUGGCGCAGCAUCUCCUGGAGAAGGAUCUCACUAUUGUGGGGACUCAGAUCAAGCCAGACAUCCCUCCUCUGAUGAAGCCUUCCAAGUCCAGGGAGGUUCAUAGCAUAGAGUUUGGAUUCAACGACAGCCUUACCAUGGUCAGCUAUGUCAGAAAGAAAGGAAAAGCUGUUAUGCUCCUGAGCACGAUGCACCACGACAAAGUAGUGGAUGAAAAUAGCAGAAAGAAAAAAACAGAAGUGAUCACAUUUUACAACAAGACGAAAGGAGGUGUAGACACCACUGACCAGAUGGUUGGCACCUACACCUGCAAGCGCCAAACACAGAGGUGGCCCAUGGUGCUGUGGUACAACAUAAUUGAUAUCGCCACCCUGAAUGCCUAUACCUUUUUCACGGCUCAGCACCCAGAAUUCAAGAGCGGCAUCACCAAUGCACGAUGGCUCUCCCUCAAAGAGCUGUCAAAGGAGCUUGUCACACCACACAUGAGGAGUCGACUGGAAGGCUGCCCCCAAAUGCAAACCCCGAUUAUUGAAGCAAUGGAAAGGUGUGGGGUGACAAAAGCCACAACCCAGCAACAGGAAAGAAGCAGACAGGGCCAACCAAAGAGAAAGAGGUGUCAGAUCUGCCCAAGUAACAAAGAUUGCAAAGUCAACAAUAGGAGUGGGAAAUGCAAUGUACCUGUGUGCAAUGAUCACAGCCAGAAACAGGUAGUUUGUCUGAACUGCAUACAGUGA
Eleginops maclovinus (Patagonian blennie) is the source of this 1653-nucleotide messenger RNA. Its product is annotated as piggyBac transposable element-derived protein 4-like. The transcript has a single exon. The record is from RefSeq and is a predicted model, not a curated record. NCBI's taxonomy places the organism in Eukaryota, Metazoa, Chordata, Actinopteri, Perciformes, Eleginopidae. The coding region runs from base 1 to 1653 and encodes 550 amino acids.